Molecule: messenger RNA, 1201 nt
Organism: Populus nigra (black poplar)
Lineage: Eukaryota; Viridiplantae; Streptophyta; Magnoliopsida; Malpighiales; Salicaceae
Product: large ribosomal subunit protein uL18-like
Exons: 9
Coding region: 144-1040 (298 amino acids)
Biological process (GO): translation; ribosomal large subunit assembly
Cellular component (GO): ribosome; cytosolic large ribosomal subunit
Molecular function (GO): 5S rRNA binding; structural constituent of ribosome
Source: RefSeq, a predicted model, not a curated record
UAUCAAAAACAAAUCGUGGCCGUUGAUUUGCAUCGUUGAGACACUAGGGUUUUACUAGUAUUUUAGCAGCAGCACCUUUCUUCUGCUCCCUCGUUUUUUUCCCCUCUGAAGCAGGCUCUGCUGCUACCCCCCGAGCAUCACCAAUGGCAUUUGCCAAAGCCCAAAAGUCGAGAGCUUACUACAAGCGUUUUCAAGUGAAAUUCAAGAGAAGACGAGAGGGCAAGACAGACUACAGGGCGAGGAUACGUCUUAUCAACCAGGACAAAAACAAAUACAACACUCCAAAAUACCGUUUUGUUAUGCGAUUUACUAACAAAGAUGUAACUGCACAAAUCAUACAUGCUAGCAUGGCCGGUGAUAUUGUUGUUGCAGCUGCCUAUUCCCAUGAGCUACCCCGCUACGGCCUUGAAGUGGGUCUCACAAAUUACGCAGCAGCUUACUGUACCGGGCUUCUCUUAGCCCGUCGAGUUCUGAAAAAGCUUGAGAUGGAUGAGGAGUAUGAAGGAAAUGUUGAGGCAACGGGAGAAGAUUAUUCUGUUGAACCAGCAGAUAGCAGAAGGCCUUUCCGUGCUCUCCUUGAUGUUGGUCUCGUGAGGACAACAACUGGGAAUCGUGUUUUUGGUGCUCUUAAGGGAGCUUUGGAUGGUGGACUUGAUAUUCCUCAUAGCGACAAGAGGUUUGCUGGAUUCAACAAGGAUGGAAAACAGCUUGAUGCUGAGGUUCACCGCAAGUACAUUUAUGGCGGUCAUGUUGCUGCGUAUAUGAGGAAUCUGAUGGAAGAUGAGCCAGAGAAAUAUCAGUCUCAUUUCAGUGAGUACAUUAAGAGAGGCAUUGAACCUGAUAACAUGGAGGAGUUGUACAAGAAGGUCCAUGCUGCUAUACGUGCGGACCCUACUGCAAAGAAGAGUGAGAAGCAACUUCCAAAGGAGCACAAGAGAUACAACCUGAAGAAGCUGACCUACGAGGAAAGAAAGGCCAAGUUGGUUGAAAGGUUGAAGGCUCUCAAUUCUGCUGCUGACGAUGAUGAAGAUGAUGAGUAAAUUCAGAAGGAAUUUAUGCUUAUCCAAACCUAAGACUUUGGUGGGUUUUUUAGUAAGAUGAGGAAUAGUUAUUUUCCAAUUUUAUCUUGGAUUGAUUAGGGCUGAUGCCAGCAACUUUUGUCAUGAUGAUCAACGAAAUGGAUGGCACUUUUUUGAGAAAA